This is a messenger RNA of Xylona heveae TC161, 1437 nucleotides long. RefSeq lists its product as hypothetical. The record is from RefSeq and is a predicted model, not a curated record. Bases 1 to 1437 code for a protein of 478 amino acids. The transcript has a single exon. NCBI's taxonomy places the organism in Eukaryota, Fungi, Ascomycota, Xylonomycetes, Xylonales, Xylonaceae.
AUGGACUCUCUCAAAUUUGGAGUCACAAUUCCUGCAGUUAUUAUUACACUAGAUAAGCCUCAGCAGACAUAUACAAGCCAUUCGAACAUUAGUGGAAUGGUUUCGUUUACACCAGCUCGCACAACUCCGUUUGACUCGGUAGAGAUUAGCCUUGAAGGCACUUCUCGCACACAAGUGCCGACAGCAACAAAGCUUGCAAUUGGUACACAUCAGUUUCUGCAUUUAUUGAUGCCAGUAUCAGAGUCAGCAUAUCCUAUAAACCAUGUUGCGGAAUCGGGAAAGACAUAUAGGUUUAAUUUUACUUUCGCUGUGCCACAGAAGCUUCUUCCGACCGCAUGCCGGCAUCGAAUAGCAAACUCCAACUGCCUUCACGAUGACCACACUCAAGCUCCGCCUUCAAUGCCCUACUCGUCCGACAAACAGCAUGAUAUGUCUCCUAUGACGGUGAAAAUAGAGUAUGCCAUCAGGGCUAAGCUCUUGCAUCGAUCUUCUGGCACAGGAAAAGUUGAAAUCAUCUCCCAGGCUUUUCGCCCGCUCCACAUCAUCCCUGACUCAGCUGACCAACCGCCACUUACUUUUGAUCUCAUCAACAAUGAUUACAUCCUUCAGAAAAGCAAGACUCUAAGAAAAAGUCUAUUCAAGGGGAAGCUUGGAACGAUCACAGCCACUUCAGCGCAACCCGCUUCAUUUCGAUUCAAUCCAUUGUCGCCAGCAGCAUCUUCAUUGAGUACUUCUGCUCCGAUCCAUGUGCGCUUCGACCCGAUUGAUUCGCAUGAUCCUCCGCCUAAACUUGGAAGCAUAAAUAGUCGGAUUCGCGUCAGCACAUUCUUCUCAGCCGAGCCAUAUGAUUCAGUGCCCAGCCAUGCAAGCAUGAUCCAGACCCAGCGACCAAAUUGCAGCGUUUACGAGACAUCCAUGCAUCUCUCGACCUACGAGACAUCCAGCAUCAAAUGGGAGAAGCAAUCCGAGCGAAAUGUGGCUCCACCAUUGGGGUCGAGUAUAUUAGGACGAGAUAGCGGGUAUUGCACUCCGUCAGAGUCUGUCUUAGCCUCUGCAAAUUCAGCGGCUGAACUCGCCCCAUCCACGUCAUGCGAUGCCGGUAGUCAGAACGACCCCUACUACACGGCAACGAUCAUGGUGCCGGUGAGCCUGCCAAAGACUAAGAUCUGGCUCCCGAGUUUCAACUCUUGUCUCCUGUCGCGCGUAUAUACGCUUGAUAUCGCUCUAUCUGUGCAGAAUGGCACUGGUGUGCCUGCCUCAAUCAUAGGGCUCCGGGUACCGGUCCAGGUAUCAUCUUCCAGCUCCCAAUCCGGUGAUACAUUGGCGGACACUGUUGCCGAAAACGAAGAACUAGAUGACUUGGCGGUGCUGCUCGAUGACAGACUGGACGCAGCGUCGCAGAUCCGUGGAGAGGACGACAUUUUGCCACAGUAUUGA